Messenger RNA from Centruroides sculpturatus (bark scorpion), 1440 nucleotides. RefSeq lists its product as uncharacterized. Lineage: Eukaryota; Metazoa; Arthropoda; Arachnida; Scorpiones; Buthidae. The record is from RefSeq and is a predicted model, not a curated record. The coding region runs from base 143 to 1351 and encodes 402 amino acids. Gene Ontology annotation, biological process: DNA replication, removal of RNA primer. The transcript has a single exon. Gene Ontology annotation, molecular function: nucleic acid binding; RNA-DNA hybrid ribonuclease activity.
UACGCUGUCCCUGUAUGGCAAGACGCACUUAACAACACACGUUUGCAAAAAAUUACUGUCGAUACAGAGAAGAGCAGCAAUAAGGAUUACUCGUGCUUAUCGAACAGCUCCGACAGAUGCAAUACUGGUACUGGCUGGACUAAUGCCAAUACAUAUCACGGCAAGAAAAACAGUUUGGAAUUGGCUCUGCACUAAUAUUCGGCUACACAGUUACACACAGGAGGAUAUUGAAAAACGUAUUAAAAAUAAAAUGAUUCCAAACAGCUACUGGAAUAUACCUGAUAUUAUUAAAAAAUAUGAAAUUGAUAGAACUAGUAAUGAUAUAUGCCUCCAACUACACCCAGCAGACAUGCACAGCUACGAAAUAAGUUUCGAUUAUAAUCCCGAAACAAACAGAUACUUUCAGUGGAUAGUGUACACAGAUGGUUCUAAGCAAGAGUGCGGAGUGGGAGCUGGUGUGUGCAUUCAAAACAACAACAAUAAGACAAUAUAUCAGGCCAGAUUAAAACUUGCUAAACAUUGUAGCAUUACGCAAGCUGAACUAUGGGCCACGUACAAAGCAAUCACCCAAAUAAAAGAUAACUUAAAUAAAUACAAGGGUAACAUAAAAUUCCUUAUUGACAGUAAGGUGGUUCUUCAUGUCUUGGCAAAAACUGAAAACAUCACGCUACUGGGCAAAGAAGUUAUUAAAGUAGCACAAUAUCUCAGUACUACCCGCAAUAUUCAAUUCAGUUGGAUACCAGCUCAUAAAGGUCAUAAAGGAAACGAACUGGCCGAUUCUUUGGCCAAAAUGGCUGGUACUCUCAAGACGCAGGAUACAUAUACCAGGUUACCAAAAUCAACACUGAAAAAUUCCUUAAACGAAUGGGCACUACUUGAAUGGCAGGAAAAUUGGAAUAAUUCUACAACGGGGAGACUUUGCCACCAGUUUAUUCCCUCUAUUACUAAUCGCAUCAAGGCUAAUUACUACAAACCUAGAUCCGAAACCACCCAAUGUUUAACGGGGCACGGCAAUUUUAUGGCCUACCUCUACCGCUUUAAGAAGAGAAACACUAAUAAAUGCCGGUGCGACAAUAAUAGUGUAGGAGAUGCCAUUCAUUUUAUAUUCCACUGUGAACGAUAUGAGGAUCAACGCAUUCCAUUCUAUAGGGAAUGCCUUCAAGAAGGUCAUAAUUGGCCACCGACACUACAAAACAUUUUUGAUAAGAAAAAUCUCUGGAAGUGUUUUGAAAGGUUUAUUGAAAGCACCAGGGCUCUUCUGCCAGACUUCUACAGGAAAGAAAAAAUUCUUGAGAAUGAAAACAAGAACAGACAAGAUGAGCAGGAAGACAGUGAAAAAUCGGAAAAGUGAUGUUAUCAGCGAUUGAUUGAUCGGCCGUGUAGAAUUCUUCUGUACAUAGUUUAGUUGUCUAGUAUUAGUUUAGUUUUAGAUUCUAGAUU